ACUGAAUUGAUUGACCCUUAACAACUGCAUGCCACCCGCACUUCAUGUGGUCCCACUCACCGUAAGAAGCGCGUUAGCUGCUGCUGACUCAGAGCAGAUGUCUUAGUCAGUCCACAUGUACGUACGUGCAGCCACGCGACGGCCAAACCAUCGACUAACACAUGCACCGAUGCAGCUGCCUCUCACAUUCAAUACAGCCUCUCCCUUUAGGACACGAGCGGUGAUCUCUGCAGCCGAAACCUGAAAGAAAGCGCACACAGGACAAGAGAGGAGAGGUGACUUAAUUUUGCAAUGGCCGCUGCAGUCACAGUGCAGUGCAGUGUUGCGAAGCUGACCCACGGAACAAGCACAGAUCUCUUCGGCAAAAAGACCGCUGGAUGUGCCAGUGGGGCUGGCGGCUCCUCUCUGACUCCUCUCUGACGGCUCCUCUCUGACGACUCCGGCCGAUGGCGCACUCUUACACACUCUGCGGAUAAGGGAAGCGCCGCACCACAGCCACAGAUGCGUGUGCACGCGUGUGCGGGCGGCUCACGAGGCAGACAGACACUCCCACCGUACCGUACCAAUACCUCCUCAGAGUGGUCUCGUGAGUAGCUGUGCUGUGGUGGGCUAAGCUUGGACGCUAUCGACCACAGCUGCCAACCAACUUGAGCGCGCCAUCUCAAGCAGCGGACGGCCACACACACUGUCUUUUCUUGCGGGUCGUCACCCAGAGAGGUCUGUAUGCAAUUAACGUCCGUCGGCCUUGGCGCUGACUGACCAGCCCAUUUCACUCACUCAUGCACCGGACCUCGUUCCCUGCCUGCCUGCCUGCCUCGCCGGAACCUGACGACAAACAGGCAGGCGGACAGACAGACAGACAGACAGACAGACAUGCACACACAAUAAAUCAGACUGACGUGCAAAUCCAUCCAUCCUUUCUUGCUGCAGCCUAUCUUCUCGCCCAUCCCUCCCCUCCAGUGCGUGACCUGACCUGCUCUCCUUGCCGCACACACACGGGCAUCUACACAUCUGUUCACUCUGCUGAUAACAAGGAAGGGAAGCCACGGACGCUGUGCUGCUCACUGACUGACUGAUGGGAACUCCACCUUACCGAAAGGGAAAGAGCCUUACAGCCUUGAAAGCCGUGCAAAUCAACAAAGCGCCAGAUCACCGCUCCCCGUUUCAGAUCGCCACACCCACGCCAAUUCCUGAACUCCCCGUUGAACACAAACAACACAAAAGGUCUCGAAAUCCUUUCCAUUCGUUUGCGAGCUAAGCUUGCACACGCAAAGAUCUCGCUCCCCUCCACAAUCGCCGGACACAUUCAGACACCGAGGACGCCGUGAGAUGUGAUGUGAUGCUGUGGAUUGCUGGCUCACCUUGUCACCUGACCACCUGACGGUGCCCAUUGUAUAUAUGCUCCGCUCAUCC
Molecule: messenger RNA, 1413 nt
Organism: Vitrella brassicaformis
Lineage: Eukaryota; Vitrellaceae
Source: the annotation of a GenBank genome assembly